Delphinapterus leucas (beluga whale) is the source of this 1106-nucleotide messenger RNA. RefSeq names its product neuromedin U (gene NMU). The record is from RefSeq and is a predicted model, not a curated record. Lineage: Eukaryota; Metazoa; Chordata; Mammalia; Artiodactyla; Monodontidae. Gene Ontology annotation, biological process: positive regulation of smooth muscle contraction; positive regulation of synaptic transmission; neuropeptide signaling pathway. Gene Ontology annotation, molecular function: neuromedin U receptor binding. Gene Ontology annotation, cellular component: terminal bouton.
UAACUCAUGCAAGUGGUUACUGUGAUGCCUGGCCAGGGCGGGCAGUUUCGGUCAGUGGUUCUCCUAACGGUUGGAAUGUCCUUGUGAUCCUAACAUUUUAUGGUUAUCUCUUCUAUGCAAAUGAUGAUAACGCAGAAGCAUGGCCUAUAUAUCUUCCCAUUUCCAUUAGGCAUCCAAUGCAUUGGAGGAGCUUUGCUUCAUAAUUAUGGGGACUCUACCAAAGCCCCAGGAAACAGAUGAAAAAGAUAAUACCAAAAGGUUCUUAUUUCAUUAUUCGAAGACACAAAAGUUGGCCAAUUCAAAUGCUGUGUCAUCUGUCCUGCAUCCGCUGCUGCAGCUCGUUCCACAACUGCAUGAGAGAAGAAUGAAGAGGUUCAAAGUGGACGAAGAAUUCCAAGGUCCUAUUACAGACCAAAGUAGAGGAUUCUUUUUAUUCAGGCCACGCAAUGGAAGAAGGUCAGAAGGUUACAUUUAAAAUGGAUGCCAACUGUUUUCUGCAGAAACAACGCUAUGGAAUACAAGACAGUCCCUGAAUUUCACUUCUUGUCAACCCACGUGAAGAACAUGAGAAAGAAGGAGCAGAAGAGAACAAAAAGUAUCUUCUUUAAAAAAUGAAUUGCCUAGAUGAGGUGCGGACUUGAGACAGAGAAUGUUGCCAGAGCUGCUCCGGGUCUUUGCUCAAAACCUGCCAACCCCCACUUUUAGCAAGAGUUAACAUAAAUCUUUAAAGGGUCCAGAAAUAAAAAAGGAAACUACAAACAAACAAACAAAAACCAGAUGGAUCCAGCUAGGACCAAGAUGGUGACAGAUCUGACCUCCAACAGACCCUGAAUCUCAUUAUAUGCUGAUUUUACUACAUUUGCAUAUUAAAUGACACACCUACUGGUGGCCAAGACUGGAUAUUAAGGACCAAAAAAGGAUAAAAAAGGGUGGCACUCCAUUCCCUUGGAAAAAACGCUGCCUCUUCCCCAGUAGACUAAUGUAUAUGCCUCCCCAUCAUUAACCUCACUCCUCCUCCCUUUGUCUUUACUCUUUAAAAUUAAAGCCCUCUGGACACGUGGGCAAGAAGUAGAUCUGUGAACUUAGUUCCUGCUUCUCCAUUCUUU